AUGAGCAGAAGGCAAACAAGUGGCAGAGGCGAGCAUGUAGUGAAGAGUGAUGUUGUAGUUGCUGUGAAAGUUUGUAAGGAUAUUCCGAGGGCAGCUUUAACGUGGGCUCUGACCAAUGUCGUCCGGCCCGGAGGUUGCAUUCGCCUGCUCGUUCUCAUUCCCCCUCAUCACUCAAGCUUAUGGCACUUAGCGCACUUUCACUUUCACUUUCACAACGAGUGCACGGCGGGCCAGUGGAGAUUAAUGUCUGGAACAAUUAGUGAACAGAACGAAUACAUUACCGAGCAAUGUAACCAAAUGUUAUCCCAACUUCACGAUAUUUACGAUCCAGAAAAGGUAAUGGUUAAGGUGAAAGUGGUAUUCGACUCCACGCAGGAGGCAGUGGCUUCCGAAGCGAAGAGAGCUCAGGCACAUUGGGUCGUAUUAGACAAGCACAUGACAAAGGAAGCCCAUGUUUGCACGCAGCAGCUCAACUGCAACAUUGUGGUCGUCAAACACUCGGAGCCGAAAGUCCUUCAACUAAGCCUCAUAGAAACCAACAAAAACCACUCUCCGAACGAGCUCGACAGCAGCAAUGUCCCUAACGCGAGCCCCACGGCCAGCACAGACCGAACCACCUCUCUCUCGAGCCUCGACACCUUCAAUUUACAACCAUCCUACUCCUCCCGCGAAUCCGAGUUCGACCAGACCGACUCUGACUAUUCGGGCAGCCAAAUCCCGAGCUCUCGCUCCACGAGCAUAUCCUAUUCGAGCCCGGAUUCGCGCAACAACUUGAGGCAGAUAAUGUCGUUGAGAAUAAAGAGCGGGCCCCACGACCCUCCGCCGCUCUGCUCGAUAUGCCACAACAAAUCGCCCGUGUUUGGAAACCCGCCGAGGAUAUUUUCGUACCACGAGCUCGAACGGGCCACGGCAGGGGUCGGGUGUAUAGUGCAUCGUGAUUUGAGGCCCAACAACAUUCUGCUCACGCAUGAUUUCGAGCCGCUAGUUGGAGACUUUGGAUUAGCACGAUUGCAGGCAGAUGGAGAUGCAUUUGAAAAAACCAGAGUGAUGGGGACAUUUGGGUACAUGGCUCCUGAGUAUGCUCAGACGGGCCAGCUCUGUGAAAAAGCAGAUGUUUACUCCUUUGGUGUGAUUCUUGUCGAGCUAGUCACCGGCAGGAAAGCUGUCGAUAUAAGCCGACCAAAGGGGGAGCAGUGCCUCACAGAGUGGGCACGUCCUUUGCUAGAAGAGAAUGCCCUUUCCGAACAUGUUGACCCGUGCCUCAUGGGGUGUUAUUCCGAAAGGGAGGUUCAUAAUAUGAUGCAUUGUGCUUUGUUGUGCCUACAACGAGACCCCGAGUCAAGGCCUCGGAUGUCUCAGGUACUUAGGAUGUUGGAAGGUGAUUAA
Striga hermonthica is the source of this 1386-nucleotide messenger RNA. NCBI's taxonomy places the organism in Eukaryota, Viridiplantae, Streptophyta, Magnoliopsida, Lamiales, Orobanchaceae. The record is from the annotation of a GenBank genome assembly.